GUGAGAUAAUAAAUGCAUCUGGCACACAUACCACACAUCACAUACAUGGUGGUUCCCUUCCUUCUCCUGUGGCUGAAGCAAGGAGCAAAAAGCCUGUUCUCUUUCUCUUCCAGUAAGAGUGGAAACCGAUGGAGAAUCGAGCUCUGGACCCAGGGACUCGGGACUCCUAUGGUGCCACCAGUCACCUCCCCAACAAGGGGACCCUGGCAAAAGCCAAGAACAACUUCAAAGACCUGAUGUCCAAGCUGACGGAGGGGCAGUAUGUGCUGUGCCGGUGGACAGAUGGACUGUAUUACCUUGGGAAGAUCAAGAGGGUCAGCAGUUCAAAGCAGAGCUGCCUUGUGACUUUUGAAGAUAAUUCCAAAUACUGGGUCCUGUGGAAGGACAUACAGCAUGCUGGUGUUCCGGGGGAGGAGCCCAAGUGUAACAUCUGCCUGGGGAAGACAUCAGGGCCACUGAAUGAGAUCCUCAUCUGUGGCAAGUGUGGCCUGGGUUACCACCAGCAGUGCCACAUCCCCGUAGCAGGCAGCGCCGACCGGUCCCUGCUCACACCUUGGUUCUGCCGACGCUGUAUCUUCGCGCUGGCUGUGCGGAAAGGCGGCGCCGUGAAGAAGGGCGCCAUCGCCAGGACGCUGCAGGCGGUGAAGAUGGUGCUCUCCUACCAGCCCGAGGAACUCGAGUGGGACUCGCCCCACCGCACCAACCAGCAGCAAUGCUACUGCUACUGCGGCGGGCCCGGAGAGUGGUACUUGCGGAUGCUGCAGUGUUACCGGUGCCGGCAGUGGUUCCACGAGGCUUGCACCCAGUGCCUCAAUGAGCCCAUGAUGUUUGGAGACCGGUUCUACCUGUUCUUCUGCUCCGUGUGUAACCAGGGCCCAGAAUACAUUGAGAGGCUACCCCUGCGAUGGGUGGAUGUAGUUCACCUGGCCCUCUACAACCUGGGGGUGCAGAGCAAGAAGAAGUACUUUGACUUUGAGGAGAUUCUGGCCUUCGUCAACCACCACUGGGAGCUCCUGCAGCUUGGCAAGCUCACCAGCACCCCCGUGACGGACCGAGGACCGCAUCUCCUCAAUGCGCUGAACAGUUACAAAAGCCGGUUCCUCUGCGGCAAGGAGAUCAAGAAGAAGAAGUGCAUCUUCCGCCUGCGCAUCCGCGUCCCCCCCAACCCGCCAGGGAAGCUGCUGCCUGACAAGGGCCUGGUGCCCACUGAGUACGGCGCCUCCUCUGAGCUGCGUAAGAGAGGAAAGAGCAAGCCUGGUUUGUUGCCUCACGAAUUCCAGCAGCAGAAAAGGCGAGUUUAUAGAAGAAAAAGAUCAAAGUUUUUGCUGGAAGAUGCUAUUCCCAGUAGCGACUUUACCUCGGCCUGGAGCACCAACCACCACCUGGCCAGCAUAUUUGACUUUUCGCUGGAUGAAAUUCAGAGUUUAAAGAGUGCCAGCUCAGGCCAGACCUUCUUCUCAGACUUGGACUCCACGGAUGCUGCCAGCACCUCUGGCUCCGCCUUCCCCGCCCGCUGCCUCCACCUCCCACUUCUUGCCAUGUGCUCAUUCUGUGCAGCUGAGGGACCUGGCCUUCUGCAGCCGUGAGCCUGGAUCU
This is a messenger RNA of Myotis davidii, 1596 nucleotides long. It is a transcript of the gene PHF19, whose product is annotated as PHD finger protein 19. Gene Ontology annotation, biological process: regulation of DNA-templated transcription; chromatin organization. The transcript has 13 exons. The coding region runs from base 129 to 1586 and encodes 485 amino acids. The record is from RefSeq and is a predicted model, not a curated record. NCBI's taxonomy places the organism in Eukaryota, Metazoa, Chordata, Mammalia, Chiroptera, Vespertilionidae. Gene Ontology annotation, cellular component: nucleus. Gene Ontology annotation, molecular function: DNA binding; chromatin binding.